CGCUUUCCUUUCGAGAUCUGUGUGGGCUGCAAUGGACGCAUCUGGCUGACUGCUCGUUCGCCGAGGGAGACGAUGUUGCUGAGCAAUACUAUCGCACUUGCUGACUACUUGGUGCCUGAGCAGUGUCUCCAAUUAGUGGAGGAUCUCUGUUAG
This is a messenger RNA of Hydatigera taeniaeformis, 153 nucleotides long. NCBI's taxonomy places the organism in Eukaryota, Metazoa, Platyhelminthes, Cestoda, Cyclophyllidea, Taeniidae. The record is from the annotation of a GenBank genome assembly.